UCUUCUUAUCCGUAUCCAUGGUUCUUGCUUUUGAUUUUGGGCUUUGCAGUUCUGAAAGCGAGAGACAUAUAGAAUGAGAAGUCAGAUUUCUUGGCGUCGUUUAUAUGAAUCAAAAUCUCUUACUUUGACUUUUUACUCUGUUGUAUUCUAAUCUUGUAUAGUAUCACUCAAAAGACUAAACGUUUUCUCUUAUUGGGUUGUUUUUAGUUAAUCGAUGUGUAUUAUUAACUCGAUGUUCUUGGUUGCUUAAAAUUGAAGCUGGAAGGAACUGAUUCGAAUAUUUCCCUAAAAUUUGUAUUGCAUAAGAAGAUUUUCAAUCUUUCUUCUAUCUUGAGUUCUAGAUAUGUGUGUGGUUUGACUUCAUGAUUGGUUUUUGCUUCUUUUUUCUUGAUGUUAUCCCUUACUAUUUUGAUUUCACCUUUCGUCACUAGUUGCGUACAAGAAUUUAAUAAAGCAAUGAAUGGAAUUUUCCUGUUUUUUUGGGGAGUCGUUUAACUGUUAAACUAUGUUUAGUUGGUCCACACAUAGUGCUGUUAUAUAAAGUGACAUUCCAAUAAGUGGAAACUUGACUUCUGAACUUUUUCUUUCUUUCUUUUUCUGCUUAGCAAAAGUUUUAUCUAUAUUAUCUAUUUGACACCCUCCAAACACUAUUCGGGCGAUAUGGAUGAUGAAGAGUUAGUUUUGAUGAUUUGAGGAAAACAUGAAUUCGACAUCGACACAUUUUGUGCCACCGAGAAGAGUUGGUAUAUACGAACCUGUCCAUCAAUUCGGUAUGUGGGGGGAGAGUUUCAAGAGCAAUAUUGGCAAUGGGAAUAUGAACACACCAAGCCACAUUAUAAUACCGGCCAAUAAUCAGAAACUAGACAACAAUUUGUCAGAGGAGACAUCCCAUGGAACAGCAGGAACUCCUCACAUGUUCGAUCAAGAAGCUUCCACGUCUAGAAAUCCGGAUAAGAUACAAAGACGGCUUGCACAAAACCGCGAGGCUGCUAGGAAAAGUCGCUUGCGCAAGAAGGCUUAUGUUCAGCAGCUUGAAACAAGCCGGUUGAAGCUAAUUCAAUUAGAGCAAGAACUCGACCGUGCUAGACAACAAGGAUUCUACGUGGGGAACGGAAUAGAGACUAAUUCUCUCGGGUUUUCGGAAACCAUGAAUCCAGGGAUUGCUGCAUUUGAAAUGGAGUAUGGACAUUGGGUUGAAGAACAGAACAGACAGAUAUGUGAACUAAGAACGGUUUUACAUGGACACAUAAACGAUGUGGAGCUUUGUUUGCUAGUUGAAACCGCCAUGAAACAUUACUUCGAGCUUUUCAAAAUGAAAUCGACCGCUGCAAAAGCGGAUGUCUUCUUCGUCAUGUCAGGGAUGUGGAAAACUUCAGCGGAACGGUUCUUCUUGUGGAUUGGCGGGUUUCGACCGUCGGAUCUUCUCAAGGUUCUUUUGCCACAUUUUGAUAUCUUGACGGAUCAACAAAUACUAGAUGUAUGCAAUCUAAGACAAUCUUGUCAGCAAGCUGAAGACGCGUUGAGUCAAGGUAUGGAGAAGCUGCAACACACGCUUGCUGAUUGCGUUGCAGGGGGACAACUCGGUGGAGGAAGUUACAUUCCUCAAGUGAAUUCUGCUAUAGAUAGAUUAGAAGCUUUGGUCAGUUUUGUAAAUCAGGCUGAUCACUUGAGACACGAGACAUUGCAACAAAUGUAUCGGAUCUUGACCACACGACAAGCGGCUCGAGGGUUAUUAGCUCUUGGUGAGUAUUUUCAACGGCUUAGAGCCUUGAGCUCAAGUUGGGCAACUCGACAUCGUGAACCAACGUAGAUAUGAGUUUUUUUUGAACCAAGAGAAUCAAGAAAAUGAAAGAAAGACCUCAAGAAUCAAGAUGAGUGAGUGCAUCUGAAAACACACAAAACAGAGGAUUGAUUACUCUCUGAAUAAAUUAGGGGGUUGCUGCUGAUAAUUAUUUUUACUCUGCGGCCGAAUCAGAACAUUUGAAAAAAAAAACAAUGUAUUGAUAUAAGUUGUAAAUAUCAGGAAAAGAUGGGGUGCAAAAAUUUGUACUUUGUAGCUUUUAUUUUUAAAAGAGAGAGAAUGUUUGUUUGAUUGUAAA
This is a messenger RNA of Camelina sativa (false flax), 2099 nucleotides long. RefSeq names its product transcription factor TGA1. Gene Ontology annotation, molecular function: DNA-binding transcription factor activity; sequence-specific DNA binding. NCBI's taxonomy places the organism in Eukaryota, Viridiplantae, Streptophyta, Magnoliopsida, Brassicales, Brassicaceae. Gene Ontology annotation, biological process: regulation of DNA-templated transcription; DNA-templated transcription. The record is from RefSeq and is a predicted model, not a curated record.